AUGUCCAAAGUGAAGGUGCGUGAUUCUGCAUUAAACGCAAUCAAACGAUAUGUUGUAAUCAGCAAAAAUGAUGCGUUGGCAUUGGACAAAGAAGCAGUAGAAACGUAUCUUCAGCUUCUCGAGGAGCAGUGGGUCAGAUUCGCUGACGCUCAACAAGAAGUAGAGUUGUUGUGCGGCGAAGAAAGUGCGCCGGUUGAAGAGCAAUCACGCACGCAGGCAGAAGAGUGGUACAUCACAGCAAAGGCGAAUUUUAAACGCCUCAUCGGAAGCCCUGAGCAACCGCGCCCUUCCACAUCAACAAGUUUCACGUCCUCGCCAGUUCAACUGCCCAAGUUACAGCUGCCGACUUUCAGUGGAGACCCUACAAAUUGGUUAGCCUUUUUCGACGCGUUCCAGUCGCUCGUACACACGAACGCGAGUUUGUCUGCUAGUCAAAAAUUGCAUUAUUUGCGCAAUUGUCUUCAAGGUGAGGCGCUCCAACUUGUAAGCAGUCUACAGAUUUGUGAUGGCAACUACAAUGCUGCGUGGGAUCUACUCACCACGCGUUACAAGGUUUUGCGUGUCAUGGUUGAUGGUCACUUCAAAGCAAUUUUUGCAAUUGAAAAGGCAUCUCGAGAUACUGGUAAGGCCAUUAAGCAAGUUUUAAACGCUACCAUGCAACACGUUGGCUCGCUACGUGCUUUAGGUCGGCCUGUGGAGUUUUGGGACGAUUGGCUUGUCCACCUUACCGUUUCGAAGUUGGCUUACGAAACCCGGAAACAAUGGGAGCUGUCAUUGGUGAGGGAUGUUUUACCUACUUUUGAAGAGUUGGUCGAGUUUUUGGAAACACGUGCGCGUUCGCUAGAGAUGGUAUCGACGAGUGGUGCGCUGUCAACCUCAGCGCAAGGAGCGCGCCAGCUCAGCAAAACUGCGGCGAAGACUACAACAAACGUGCUCCAUGCGAUUGGUGAGCAACACACCUCCUCAUCCAACCUGGUUGAUGCAGGAGCCAGUUCACCCUCAUGUUUCCAUUGCAACGCCAAACACAAAAUUUACGCCUGCCCAACUUUCCGUAAAUUAAAUGCUGCUGCCCGGUUUGCAUUGGUCAAGAAACAUAAUGUUUGUCUCAACUGUCUGAGCAAAGGCCACUUUCAAGCAAAAUGUCGCAGUUUAUCAACUUGUAACAUAUGCCGUCGUCGUCAUCAUACAUUACUACACGGCUGCCGCGAAGAUGACACGACCAGCGAUGAGCUGAAUGUACACGCUUCUCCGUUUGUAAAGCAGCAAGGCAAUCUACUUGUGCAACAAUCGACUACGUCAUCUACAAUCGAUGACUCUACUACGGCGCGUAUACAUAAUGCUAGCUCGGAUGUACCGCAUUCUGGUUGCGUAGCAUCUCACGUCGCUGAAGCUGACAAGGCAAUUUUAUUGGCAACCGCAGAAAUAUAUUUGCAAGAUCAUGCAGGUCGAUGGCAACCUGCUCGGGUGUUGUUUGACAACGGCUCACAUGCAUCCUUCGUGACAGAGGCCUGUAUUCAACGCCUCCGUCUACAAAGGAAACCUUCGGCAGCUCAUGUCACAGGUAUUGGUUCAACAGAUGGCGGUAAAGUUAAGGGUGAGACUAUUCUUUCACUUGCGCCCCGAUCUCUUGACCAGCAUUUCACAAUCAACUCGCUUAUUUUAUCGAAGAUUACAAACGAUCUUCCCAGCGUUUGUGUACAGAUGUCGUCUUGGCCGCACUUACGAAAUCUCGCUCUUGCUGAUCAGCAUUACGCCAAACCUGGUCCUAUUGAUGUGUUAAUAGGGAUGGAUGAGAUGGAUAAAUUCCUGUUAACCGGUCUCUGCAAAGGGCCACCUGACACACCCAUGGCGCAAAACACAGUUUUCGGUUGGGUACUUUUCGGAAAGGCCAUGCGUUCAUCCAGCCCAAGUGCGGGAGUUUUAUCCCUGCACUGUGAUGAGCAACUCAUCCGAAUGGUGAGUAAGUUUUGGGAGCUCGAAGAGUUUCCCCCCAAGCGAUACUUAACUGUCGAAGAGGAGGCUUGUGAAGGGCAUUUUCGCAAGCAUUGUCGCCGCGCUGAAGACGGUCGUUACAUCGUACGCCUACCGUUAAAGGAAUCCGUGCCUUUAGGUGAGUCGAGAAACAUAUCCGUAAGAAGUCUGCUAAGAAUGGAAAAACGUUUCGCUGUUGAUGAGGAGCUACGCCGUCAAUACGCAGAAUUUAUGCAGGAGCUUUUAAAUAUGGGCCACAUGGAGCUCGUAGGCAACGCUCAACCGCAUAAAAGUUACUACAUGCCACACCACGCUGUAGUAAAGAACACCAGCUCCACCACUAAACUGAGAGUGGUGUUCUACGCCUCAUGUAAAACCACAUCCGGUUUCUCGCUCAACGAUGCACUAAUGAUAGGCCCGCAAUUACAAGAGGAUCUGUUUUCUAUAAUGGUGCGGUUCCGGACUCAUCGUUACGCAAUAAUGGCCGAUGUCGAAAAAAUGUAUCGACAGGUAUACGUGGCAGAACAAGAUGUGGACUACCAACGCAUAGUUUGGCGUGACGACCCAACCGAACCUAUCCGGGACUAUCGCAUGCUUCGUGUAACCUACGGCGUCGCCGCAGCUUCCCACUUGGCCGUACGAUCUCUGCACCAAUCCGCUUUGGAUGCCAUCGAAACGCACAAAGAAGCAACUGUUGUCAUCAUGCGCGACUUCUACAUGGAUGAUCUUCUCACAGGCUCAUUUUCUGUCGACAACCUCAUGAAGCUACGAAAUGACGUUACCAUAGUUCUGUCUAACGCUGGCUUCGAAUUACGGAAGUGGGCUACAAAUUGCGACGAGCUUAGGGAGAAAAUACCGCAUGCGUCAAAGCAAAUUUCACAUCUGUUAGCUGACGGCGAUGAAGUACGCACCCUAGGAAUCAUUUGGAACACAAGCGACGAUUGUUUAUCGAUUGCAGUGAAUUUGACCCCACUGCCUGCAAUUCUCACGAAAAGAGUUUUUCUCUCAGAUUCGAGUAAAGUUUUCGACCCACUCGGGCUAAUCGCGCCGUGCACUAUACUCUCGAAAAUUUGGCUCCAGCGAAUCUGGCGAGCGGACGUUGAUUGGGAUGAACCGGUGCCCGCCGAUGUCGCUGAAGGGUGGCUCUCUCACCGUCAGCAACUACCUAAACUCACGGCUCUUAAGCUAAAUCGUUGGAUUGGUACCAGUGAAAUCGUCGAGCAUGCUGAAUACCACGUUUUCACGGAUGCAUCUCAACGUGCCUACGCUGCGGUACUCUACUGCCGCACGCAACUACCCGAUGGAACUUUUAAGCGCAUUUAG
Molecule: messenger RNA, 3294 nt
Organism: Rhagoletis pomonella (apple maggot)
Lineage: Eukaryota; Metazoa; Arthropoda; Insecta; Diptera; Tephritidae
Exons: 2
Coding region: 1-3294 (1097 amino acids)
Source: RefSeq, a predicted model, not a curated record